GUUGCACAUUCUGUCAGUCCGGGGCUCCUGGAGGAGAGCAACAUCCCAAAGAGAGAGUGAGAGAGUGAGGGGGUAGAGUCAGUGUGAACGCAGGGGGGGGGGGGUUGCCACUUUUUGCUCCCAAACACCACACUUCAAGAAAGUGCCUCUCCGCUUCAGCCGGGAUGGAGAACGCGCACACCAAAGAGCCAGAGGAGGUCCUGGCCAACUUCGGCGUCACCGAAGACAAGGGCCUGUCGCCUGAGCAGUUCAAGAAGAACCUGGACAAGUAUGGCUACAACGAGCUGCCAGCGGAGGAGGGUAAGAGUAUCUGGGAGUUGGUGGUCGAACAGUUUGAGGACCUCCUGGUCCGAAUCUUACUGCUGGCCGCCUGCAUCUCUUUUGUACUGGCUUGGUUCGAGGAAGGUGAGGAAACAGUCACAGCCUUUGUUGAGCCUUUUGUCAUCCUCCUCAUCCUCAUUGCCAACGCCGUCGUUGGCGUGUGGCAGGAGCGCAACGCAGAGAGCGCCAUUGAGGCUCUGAAGGAAUAUGAGCCUGAGAUGGGUAAAGUUUACCGGGCGGACAGGAAGAGUGUGCAGAGAAUCAAGGCCAGGGAAAUCGUUCCUGGUGACGUAGUGGAGGUCUCUGUUGGUGACAAAGUACCAGCAGACAUCAGGAUUAUCUCCAUCAAAUCCACAACUCUCCGUGUGGACCAGUCCAUCCUCACUGGUGAGUCGGUGAGUGUGAUCAAGCACACCGAUGCCGUCCCGGACCUCCGAGCCGUCAACCAGGACAAAAAGAACAUGUUGUUCUCUGGCACCAACAUCGCUGCUGGAAAAGCCACUGGUAUCGCUGUGGCAACUGGUGUCUCCACUGAGAUUGGGAAGAUCCGUGACCAGAUGGCUGCCACUGAGCAGGAGAAGACCCCUCUGCAACAGAAACUGGACGAGUUUGGGGAGCAGCUCUCCAAGGUCAUUUCCCUGAUCUGUGUGGCUGUGUGGAUCAUCAAUAUUGGCCAUUUUAAUGACCCAGUCCAUGGUGGCUCCUGGUUCCGUGGUGCAAUCUACUAUUUCAAGAUUGCUGUGGCUUUAGCUGUGGCUGCCAUCCCUGAAGGUCUACCUGCCGUCAUCACCACCUGUCUGGCUCUGGGAACACGCCGCAUGGCCAAAAAGAAUGCCAUCGUCAGAAGCCUGCCUUCUGUGGAGACCCUGGGGUGCACCUCAGUCAUCUGCUCUGACAAAACCGGUACCCUCACCACCAACCAGAUGUGUGUGACCAAAAUGUUCAUUAUUGAUAAAGUGGAUGAUGACAAUGUCACUCUUGGUCAAUUUGACAUCUCUGGCUCAAAGUACACCCCUGAGGGAGAAGUUACAAGGAGGGGCAUGAGUGUAAAAUGUGGCCAGUAUGAUGGACUGGUUGAGUUGGCAACCAUCUGCGCUCUUUGCAAUGACUCCUCACUGGACUACAACGAGUCAAAGGGAAUUUAUGAGAAAGUGGGUGAGGCCACUGAAACAGCUCUGAGCUGCUUGGUGGAGAAGAUGAACGUGUUCAACACUGAAGUGCGUAGCCUGUCCAAGGUGGAACGAGCCAAUGCUUGCUGCAGUGUGAUUAAGCAACUAAUGAAGAAAGAGUUCACACUGGAGUUCUCCAGAGAUAGGAAGUCCAUGUCAGUUUACUGUUCUCCAGCAAAGUCUGGAAAAGCCCCAGUAGGAAACAAGAUGUUUGUCAAAGGUGCCCCAGAAGGUGUGAUUGAACGUUGUUCAUACGUUCGCGUGGGCACUACUCGUCUUCCCUUGACUGGGCCGGUCAAAGAUCACAUCAUGGCAGUAAUCAAGGAGUGGGGCACCGGGCGCGACACCCUCCGUUGUUUGGCACUGGCCACCUGUGACUCUCCUCUAAGGAAGGAGGAAAUGAACCUGGAGGACUCCACUAGGUUUGCAGAGUAUGAGACUAACUUGACCUUUGUGGGCUGUGUUGGUAUGCUUGACCCUCCGCGUAAGGAAGUCAUGAGCUCCAUCGAGCUAUGCAGAGCUGCGGGCAUUCGGGUCAUUAUGAUCACCGGUGACAACAAGGGCACGGCAGUGGCAAUCUGUCGCCGCAUCGGCAUCUUCUCUGAGGAUGAGGACGUCACCAGCAAGGCCUUCACCGGUCGUGAGUUUGAUGACCUGUCUUCUUAUGACCAGAAGAACGCAGUCCGUAAGGCUUGUUGCUUUGCCAGGGUGGAACCGUCCCACAAAUCGAAAAUUGUUGAGUUCCUCCAAGGCUUUGAUGAGAUCACUGCCAUGACCGGUGACGGAGUGAAUGAUGCCCCUGCCUUGAAGAAGGCGGAGAUUGGCAUCGCCAUGGGCUCUGGCACUGCCGUUGCCAAGUCUGCCUCUGAGAUGGUCCUGGCUGAUGACAACUUUUCUUCUAUCGUAUCCGCUGUCGAGGAGGGCAGAGCUAUUUACAACAACAUGAAGCAGUUCAUCCGCUACCUCAUCUCGUCCAACGUAGGCGAGGUUGUCUGUAUCUUUCUGACUGCAGCCUUGGGCCUACCUGAGGCGCUGAUUCCAGUUCAGCUGCUUUGGGUCAACCUUGUGACUGACGGGCUUCCUGCCACCGCUUUGGGCUUUAACCCUCCAGACCUGGAUAUCAUGGGGAAAGCCCCUCGAUCGCCCAAAGAGCCCUUGAUCUCUGGUUGGCUCUUCUUCAGAUAUCUAGCCAUCGGAGGUUAUGUUGGUGCUGCAACUGUCGCAGCAGCUGCCUGGUGGUUCCUGUAUUGUGAGGAGGGCCCGUUAGUCUCCUUCAAUCAGCUGUCACACUUCAUGCAGUGCAGUGACGACAAUGAGGACUUCGCUGGGAUCCACUGUCAUGUGUUUGAGGCUUCUCCUCCAAUGACUAUGGCUCUGUCCGUGCUGGUCACAAUUGAGAUGUGCAACGCUCUAAACAGCUUGUCUGAGAACCAGUCCCUGAUGCGCAUGCCCCCUUGGAGCAACGUCUGGCUGGUAGCUGCCAUGACCCUCUCCAUGUCCCUUCACUUCAUGAUCAUCUAUGUGGACCCCCUGCCCAUGAUCUUCAAGCUCACUCACUUGACUGUGGAGCAGUGGAUUGUGGUAUUAAAGCUUUCCUUUCCAGUGAUUCUAAUUGAUGAGGUCCUCAAGUUUGUGGCUCGCACAUAUCUGGAGGGUAAAGUCUAACAACGAAGUGCAACAACGUUGAGCUGAGACCGAGCGAAAAAGAGUGGACAAAAGAGGCCAAGCGCUCCCACCGAAAGAGACAGAGAGCGUGUGCCAACAGUCACUUGGGGUGAUCUGAUAGAACAGAACAUACAUAAGCCAUCUGAAAAUACACCAAGCUGCAAAAUAUUUUUUUUUUUCUGUGUAUGUACUGAAAUUAAUAUAUAUGUCGGUGUUAAUUAUUAUAAUUAUACAGUGUUCUAUUCUUAAAUAAUAAAGAUA
Molecule: messenger RNA, 3416 nt
Organism: Phycodurus eques (leafy seadragon)
Lineage: Eukaryota; Metazoa; Chordata; Actinopteri; Syngnathiformes; Syngnathidae
Gene: atp2a1
Product: ATPase sarcoplasmic/endoplasmic reticulum Ca2+ transporting 1
Exons: 25
Coding region: 165-3155 (996 amino acids)
Biological process (GO): intracellular calcium ion homeostasis; calcium ion transmembrane transport
Cellular component (GO): membrane
Molecular function (GO): ATP hydrolysis activity; ATP binding; P-type calcium transporter activity
Source: RefSeq, a predicted model, not a curated record